AUGCAGCCAUUUUGCCAUGAAGAUGAGAGCUCAGCCUUGCUGCAAUUCAAGGAUACUUUUAUCAUAAACAAGUCAGCUUCUGGUUAUCCUAAGGUUGCAUCAUGGACUCUAGAAGGAGGGAAUAUUAGUACCGAUUGCUGCUCAUGGGAUGGGGUCGAGUGUGACGAGGACAUGGGUCGUGUGGUUGGCCUUGACAUUAGCAGCAGCUGUCUAUAUGGUUCUAUCAAUUCCAGCAAUAGCCUCUUCCGCCUUGUACAACUUCGAAGGCUUAAUCUUGCUAAUAAUCACUUCAAUUAUUCUCAAAUCCCAUUUGGAUUUGGCAAUCUUACGAGGCUAACCUAUCUCAACCUCUCUGCUUCUUCUUUUUCCGGACAAAUCCCCUCAGAGGUUUCACACCUCUCCGAGUUGUCUUCCCUUGAUCUGUCUUCGAAUGAUCAUUUAUAUGCCAAAAGUCUACAAGUUUUGGUCCAAAACUUAACCAACCUAGAAGAACUUCGGCUCAGUUUUGUAAACUUGCCAUCCACUGUGCCUGACAUCUUGGCAAAUUUUUCUACUUUGACAACUCUACAGCUAAGAAACUGUGGAUUGUAUGGGGAUUUUCCAACCAAAAUGUUUCAGCUACCAAACCUAAAAGAUCUUAGGGUAGGAUUCAAUCAAGAUCUCACUGGCUAUCUCCCUGAAUUUCACUCAAGCAAUUCCCUUCGGGCUUUAGGGCUCAAAGCCACCAAUUUCUUUGGCAAACUACCCACUUCAAUUGGAAACCUCACUUUCUUAAAUAUUCUAGAUAUUUCUGAUAGCAAUUUCUCAGGAUCUAUCCCACCUUCACUCAGUAACCUCACCAAACUCCAUUAUCUAGACCUCUCUCACAACAAUCUUCAAGGUCAAAUCCCUUCUUCCUUGCCAGUUAACCUUAACCACGUAACCUUUCUCGGCCUAGCAAACAAUUACUUGCAAGGCACCAUUCCUAGCUCAUUCUCUAAACUCAAGAAUGUUGAGUGCCUUGACCUUAGUGGAAAUGAUUUAAUUGGGGAAAUUUCACCAUGGAUUUGCAAUAUGAGCUUACUCAGUAUACUUGAUUUUUCCCAUAACAGUUUGAGUGGGGUGCUUCAUCCAUGUUUCAGCAACUUCAGUCAAUUUUUGCAAGUGCUCCAUCUACGAAGCAACAACUUCCAUGGCACCAUACCGAAAUCAUGGGCAAAGGAAAGCAGCUUAAGGAUGAUUGACUUAAGCCAAAACCAGUUAAAGGGCCAGCUUCCAAGAUCAUUGGCCAAGUGUACGAUGCUAGAGUAUCUUCAUGUUGGUGGCAACCAGAUCAAUGAUACCUUUCCAUUUUGGUUGGGAACUCUUCCCGAAUUGAAGGUUCUUGUUCUCCAUUCUAAUGGAUUCAAUGGUAUUAUAAGGUGUCCAGGAACCAAUUAUACCUUCCCUAAGCUGCGGAUCAUUGACCUCUCUCUCAAUGAUUUUUCUGGAAAUUUGCCUACAAGUUGCUUCCUUCAUUGGGAUGCCAUGAAAACUAUUGAAGCCAAUCAGUUGAUAUACCUGAAUGCAAGUGUUGCUGGAGAUGGGUGGCGUUCAGGAGACAUUAAGAGUCUAGGUUUUUUGUACUCAGUUACAGUAGCAAAUAAAGGUUUAAACUUAGACUACAAGAAGAUCCAAGAUGUGUUCAAGGUCAUUGAUUUCUCGAGCAAUAGAUUUGAGGGAGAAAUUCCGGAGCUUCUAGGGAGUCUUAAAGGACUUCAUUUGUUAAAUCUUUCCAAUAACACUUUGACUGGUCAUAUCCCAUCAUCUUUGGGGAACUUGACACAUGGAAUCAAUGGACCUUUCCCAAAACAAGUUGGUCGGGGGAAUACCUCCGCAGCUAACACAACUCUUUUUUCUUGA
Messenger RNA from Corylus avellana, 1881 nucleotides. RefSeq names its product receptor-like protein 9DC3. Gene Ontology annotation, molecular function: protein binding. The record is from RefSeq and is a predicted model, not a curated record. Lineage: Eukaryota; Viridiplantae; Streptophyta; Magnoliopsida; Fagales; Betulaceae.